AUGGCACUUCAGAACUCAAGGGCCCUUCGCCUAACUGACGGUCAGCUUACGAGGGAUGAUCCAGGCAGAAGCGGCCACGCAUUUUACCCAACCACUCUGCAAUUCAAAAACUCUGAGAAUGCUAAGACAACUCAAUCGUUCAGUACUCGUUUCGUGUUCGAAAUCGUAUUGGAGCUCCAGGAGUCAGGUGGCCAUGGCUUCACCUUCGUCGUGGCGCCCUCCACCAACUUCUCCGGAGCCAUGGGAGACCGCUAUCUCGGCCUCUUCAACCAGGGGAACAACGGAAACCAAAGCAAUCAUAUAUUUGCAGUUGAAUUCGACACAGUUCAACAAGCAACUUUGAAGGAUAAAGAUGCAAACCAUGUGGGCGUCGACGUUAACAGUGUGAUAUCCUAUGCCUCUGCACCUGCUGCUUACUAUACGGAGCUUGGCAGGAAAGAAAAUGUGAUUCUGGACAGCCGGACGCGCAUUCAAGCAUGGAUUGAGUACGAUGGCAACGAGAAGCAGCUGAAUGCCACCAUAGCUCCAUUGUCACACCCACUCAAACCUAACCGUUCCCUCAUAUCAUAUCCCAUCGAUCUAUCUCCUGUUUUGAACGAACACAUGUAUGUUGGCUUCUCUUCUGGUACGCUAGCUCUAGCAAGCAAGCACUAUAUCUUGGCAUGGAGCUUCGCGAUGGACGGAAAAGCACCAGAACUGGACCUCUCAAGCCUUCCCUCUAUUCCUCGUGAUCGUACUCCUCUGUGGAAGUCGUUUAAGUUAUUCUUGUCCGUUUUUGUAGCAUUAGGGGCUCUGUUGUUGCUCAUCAUCACUGUUAUCAUUUCUUAUUGGAUCAAAAGGAAGAGGUAG
Molecule: messenger RNA, 849 nt
Organism: Nymphaea colorata (pocket water lily)
Lineage: Eukaryota; Viridiplantae; Streptophyta; Magnoliopsida; Nymphaeales; Nymphaeaceae
Product: L-type lectin-domain containing receptor kinase V.9-like
Exons: 2
Coding region: 1-849 (282 amino acids)
Molecular function (GO): carbohydrate binding
Source: RefSeq, a predicted model, not a curated record